AUGUUUGGAGGUUUUGGUGGAGACGGUAAUCCGUUCAACGUGCAGUUUAAUUUUGGUGACUUUCCACAACGAUUCAAUGAACAUUAUCGGGUGUACCCAGUAUCCUUUUGUGACAAAGGUCAUUUAGAAGAUGGUGAUAAGAUUUUAUUGCCUCCUUCGGCACUUGAGACGCUUGCACGUCUGCAUAUUGAGUACCCAAUGCUAUUCAAGGUGAUGAAUGAAGGAGUAGAACGCUCGUCGCACUGUGGUGUACUGGAGUUUAGUGCUCCAGAGGGGAGCUGUUACAUGCCAUAUUGGAUGAUGCAAAACCUUUUUGUAAAGGAGGGCGGUAUUUUAAAUAUUCAGAACGUGUCGUUGCCAAAGGCAACAUUUGUAAAAUUGCGGCCACAGUCUCAAGAUUUUCUUAACAUUUCCAAUCCACGUGCCGUUUUGGAGGGCUCUCUCCGAAAGUUUUCGUGCAUGACGGUGGGCGACACGAUAUGCCUGAAGUACAACAACAAGAAUUACAUGCUGGACGUGCGUGAAGUUAAGCCUGCACCUGCUGCUUGUAUAAUUGAAACAGAUUGUGAGGUAGAUUUUGAGCCUCCUGCCGACUACGCGCCUCCUCCUCCUGCGGCUGCAGCAGCAGUAGUGGCUCCCGCAGCGCCAUCGGAUACUCCAUAUGGAGGCGUUCCAACAAUGAAAGCGGAACAUAUGAACCCAGUACGUUGUGGUGGAGCUGGAUUUGGUACUGGUUUACGUCUUAACAAAACGGGUGAAAAGAGCUCGACUGACGCAGCAGCGCUCCGUGCUGCUCGCUUACGCAAGUACGAGGCAUUUCACGGCACCGGUCAGUCGCUCAAUGGGAAGACGUCCACGUUCAGUAGCGUAAGUUCUGGGGGGUUCUCGCUUGGGUAG
Messenger RNA from Peronospora belbahrii, 897 nucleotides. Lineage: Eukaryota; Oomycota; Peronosporomycetes; Peronosporales; Peronosporaceae. The record is from the annotation of a GenBank genome assembly.